AUGCGCCUCGUUGGAGUAAAGCCAGGUUAUUCGCAGCGUGCCAUACCAGAGCAUGCCUACGGCGUAUCAGAGUUCGCCGCAGUCCGUGCAGGCACUGCGCAGGCUGGCGAACCUUGGAGAUUUGUCUCGUUUGCGGGCCAGGCAAAGCCUGGGCAAAUCUCAGCAGUGCCGCAGGCUGUUGCACAGGCUGUCCCACAGGCGAUGAGGGCUCCGCGCACCUCAGGCCCUGUGCAGGCCGUCGCUCAGGCCGUCCCUGCAGGUGGGUCCGCACGGCUGCCGCGGGGUCCAUGGAUCCCAGCGAAGCGAUGA
This is a messenger RNA of Durusdinium trenchii, 309 nucleotides long. The record is from the annotation of a GenBank genome assembly. NCBI's taxonomy places the organism in Eukaryota, Dinophyceae, Suessiales, Symbiodiniaceae.